AAAUACAUAAAUCAUAAUUUAGAUGUAAUUACUACAAGCACCAUUGAUUUUGCCAACGACCACGAUAGCUUCCGACUCCAAACAUGCUGCGACAAAUUCUGUUGAAAAAUCAUCAAGAAGCCCUUACAAUGGCUGAUAGCCGAGAACGAAUACGUGGACCAUCGAGGGAUGGUCGGGAAUUUUUGACUAGCCCACGGCAAGUGCUGCGUCGCCUAAUGUUGUUAUCCGAGGGACGCCAGUAUCGGGAAGCUGCUGGAGUUGUUGGUCGUCUGGGACCGUCGGUAUUGAGAUCUGUUAUUGCCGAAUUACCAAUUGAUUUGUUGCUGGAACAUUUGCCUCAUAGCUCAUAUCUACUGGAGUCGUUCUUUUCAAGAUUAAUCACAGUCAAUCCUUCGCCCAAGCCGGAUGUACCCACCGAAGCGGUUCUUUGGCAAUUGAUCAAACUUUUCUCCAAUCCCCAUGAUCCUGGUCUAAAACAACGAUGCCUAAAACUUCUACAAUCCCUGGUGCAAUAUGAACCGAAUUUAAGGCACACCAUACGAGAGACUCGUAAAUCCUUCAAUGAUGCCGUUCAGGGACUGGGUGUACAUGGCCUGACCACAGAUGCCUCAGGCCAGUUAAUAUCCCUGCACAUGGCGCUCAAAAGUGAACUGCAAAGACACAUCGACACCUACAAAGUGGCCCUACACAAACUGGAAGAGUUGAGCGCAAUAACCAUAAAUCAAGAUCCUGCCCAUUCCUCCCAUCAACGCCUGCUGGCCAUAAACUAUGGCGAUAUACAACAGCGUUUAAUAGAUAAUAAAACCAUUUUAACACUUCUCGAUAAACCUGCUCUCAAACAAUUAGCUAGUCUCAUUGAAAAUCUAUCCCAACGUGUUGAGAACGAUAAGGAGGUGCUGAAGGCAGUCGGGCAGGUGAAGAGAGUGGAUAUGCAGGCGAACUUAGAGAAACGACCUGCCGCGGGCUUGCUCAUGAAUUUUGCCCGUGGCUGUGAAGUUGUUCUACAAAUGAUGGGGCCAGAAAGCCUGAAUGGUCCCAAUACCACACCGAGUAUUGGUUCGCCCAAUGGUGGCAGUAACAGCAGUUGCAGUGAUGGCUAUCAUUCGGAUGAUUCGGCUAAUGAAGAAAUAAGCGGCAUGGUCUCACAGUAUCGCUUGCUGUAUCUGGAAAAUAGGACAGAUACGUUGGAGGCAUUGGACAGUUUACCCCAGCUUAAACACGUUCACAAUUUGAAAGCAAAAAUCUUAUUUUCAAUAAUAGUGCUUUCAUUUCGUCUGUGUCAUGGCAUGCGCGAACGCAAAGUUAUGGAAGUUCGACGAACUCUCAAUUGUCCCCUGGAUAGUACAAAUGAAAUAACACUGGCCUUGGAUAGAUCGAUACGUCAGCAUUUGCAUGAUACCAUUGACACCUUUCCACUGGGCGAAAUCGAAAGAUCUGUGUUUAAUCAGGUCCUUUCAACAUUACAUGAGUACUCAUGCUUGGAAUCAUGUCCCCCGCUUAUGCACUUUGUCAGUGCUUGUGUGCGUUUGGCCUGGAAAAUGGUUAAUCAAAAGGUGCCCUAUUAUCUGGACAAUGAUUUUAAUUUGGGUUUCUUACGCCCCGAAAAACAUGAACGCCAUGCCCAAGCCGAUCGUCGCUCGGAUUUAAUUAAAUCCUUCCUGUGGCCAGCCCUGAUGCAAAACACCCAUUGUGUGUUUAAGGCAAUUGUGGUGACUUAAAACCUGCAGCCUUUUCAACGAUAGUAUAUAAGACCAUAGAAAAUACGUUUUUAAAUAAGUUCUAAAUUUUGUACAUAUUCAUCUUAAUGAUUUUAAAAUAAAAAAACAACAAAUAAUUAAAAUAAAUAAAAAAUACAUAACAUAUUAAAAUAAGCAAUAACUAAA
Musca domestica (house fly) is the source of this 1883-nucleotide messenger RNA. RefSeq lists its product as uncharacterized. The transcript has 7 exons. Gene Ontology annotation, biological process: mitophagy by internal vacuole formation; mitochondrial protein catabolic process. Gene Ontology annotation, cellular component: mitochondrial outer membrane. Lineage: Eukaryota; Metazoa; Arthropoda; Insecta; Diptera; Muscidae. The record is from RefSeq and is a predicted model, not a curated record. Bases 84 to 1718 code for a protein of 544 amino acids.